This is a messenger RNA of Aspergillus fijiensis CBS 313.89, 2270 nucleotides long. RefSeq names its product GID4/VID24 family protein. Gene Ontology annotation, biological process: protein catabolic process in the vacuole; proteasome-mediated ubiquitin-dependent protein catabolic process; protein targeting to vacuole. Gene Ontology annotation, cellular component: extrinsic component of membrane; GID complex. The transcript has 3 exons. The record is from RefSeq and is a predicted model, not a curated record. The coding region runs from base 371 to 2143 and encodes 590 amino acids. NCBI's taxonomy places the organism in Eukaryota, Fungi, Ascomycota, Eurotiomycetes, Eurotiales, Aspergillaceae.
GGAAUGAAUUGGAGAAGCCCAACCCAAAUGUUGGGGAAAGAGAGAGAAAAGAACCGGAUACGGCAAUCCAGUGACUCCGGGCGGCUUUGCGACUUGCUCCGCAUUCGACUCUGACUUCAUCUCCAACAAACAACUCUCUCUCUCUUUCUCUCUCUCUCUCUCUCUCUCCCGCAACUGCAGCGUCAUUGCUCCCUUCCUCGAUCAUAUUUCACGACAUAGUUUGGAGCACUACUGCCGGAAUCUGCGUUGAAAAAUAGGCUCGACCCCGCCCAGUGCAUGCUCGAGGCUCAACCCAACUUUUCCCCUUUCUGGCGGGCUGCCUUUUCGCCGCCACUCCACUACCACCUGCUUCUCGUCACUCUACCAGAUCAUGCCCCCGGCCAACUCGCCAUCUGAUCCCUCCUCCCAGUCUUCUUCUGCUUCCUCCUUGCGGCCUGUCCCCGUUCCUGUACCCUCUCUCCCCGCCGCCGUGUCCGAUGAAGCCCAUGAUGAUAACGUGAGCUUUUUGCGAUCGCGUGUGCGCUCCCCGCCCGACUCAUCUUCCUCCCUCAGUCGCCAGCGCCGUGGUCGACUACAAAAUCUGAUGGAAUUCGAUCUCGCCCCUUUCGAAUCGGAGGACUUCUCGAAUCCGCGGAUUGAAAGCAAUCGUCGCAUCCCGAUUGUGCGCCGCCAGCGCGACAGUCCAAAUACCCACCACAACACGACCUCCAAUCCCAACAGCCUGCCGAACUAUGAGGGCAGAAUGUCGAAUCCGCGCUCGCUUUACGGAUGGGCGCCCGCUUCUGACGACGACGACGACGAUGAGGAAAUGAGCUACGAGCCGCUACAUGAUAGCAAUGCCAUUUCCUGGUUUGGCCGCUUUUCGGAACGAUAUACUGCCUUUCGCGAUCCACGCCGUGAGGCUGCCGGUCGGAGUCCACCUACAGUGACAGAAGAGCCCACGGAGAACAGCAAUCGUUCCUCGAACGAAUCACCGUACACCAUGGCAGACGCUUUGGUGCAGUCAAUACGCCGCCAACCACGCCCCCCACGGACCAGGACUCUGCAGAAUUACUUGGUUGAGCGAGAACGUGCAAGUCAAGCAGCAGAGGAACUGAGGGAACGGUCUGGCACCAGUUCCACCUCACGAGCAUAUCGAUUCUUACCCAGCAUUCGCAGCGAACCGCACCGACCCCUGACACACAAUGAUCUUCGCGCUCGAAUCAGUGCUCAUCGACAGCUACAUAUGGAUAAUGCUCCAAGUCCUCGGUUAAAGGAGACAAUUCGCUACCUGGACCGGUUACGCUAUUCGACCUCGUUCGAGGAAAGCUUGUCGUCAGCCGCCGCCGGAGGUUUCGUUCACCUCGACUUUCUUAAUGGGAACGAGGAUGAUUUUAUCAUCGACACUGCAUCGAUCGCACCGCCGCCUGAAUGCUCAUGGCUCCGGCCUGGUGUGAUAUUUUCUGGAUCGCAACGAGCUGCCAGCAGUGCCGGUGCGUUCUUUACACAGCGAGCUAGUCCGUCAUUACCACACGAUCCUCUUGUCGUUAACAGCAGUGAUGCCAACCGCAUCAGCGUGUCCACGAGUACGGGUCGGCGAUACAUGGCCAACAAUAUCUACAAUAUAGGAGCUGUCAAGGAUGAAAAUUGGCCGGUCAAGGUUACCAUUCACAACAUCAAUCACGAAGACAUGACCUUGGCCGGCACCAUGGAAGCCUACAACAUCCCCGACAAGACGUCCCCGUCCCAUGACGCUCAUAUCAUCACAUAUCUUGAGGGCGAGAUCAUUGACUUCAACAAACAUACCCUGGAGACGAAGAAUUUCAAGGCCGACGCCGAGAUCGACAGCACGUACUGGCGAGAGCUUCAGCCAUUCAAGAACCUGACCGAUGAGGAAAUGACGCGGAACCUAGUCAGUCGCAAAUGGGUCACCGAGGCAUUGUCGAAAGGGUGGAUCCUGAUGAGAUGGAAGGAGCGAUGUUUCAUCACCCCGACCGACUCGCGACAAGGCCUGACGAUCUCUGGGUUCUAUUACAUCUCGCUGAACCGCGAAAACGGACAUAUCGAAGGAUUGUAUUACGACCCAGGCAGUUCACCGUACCAGCAACUAUCAUUAAAUCCCGAGACACGAAAGAUGGUGCGUCCGUCUUACGGAUUCCGGUGAGUAGGUUUUGUAUUUGAGGUGAUAUGCGCAUAGCCGGUGUUGUUGUCUUCUUUGCAAAUAAUUGGGGAAACCUGGAGCAAUGUCAGAAGCUGUCAAGCUACGUACAUAUUUUUUUGGGAAAUCUAGG